UUACCUUUGGAAUUAUUUUUUUGGGCAGGUAAGGUAGCUUUUGGACCAUUCAUCAAUACAUACAUAGCAGAAUCUAUGAACACAUGCAAUGGUUGCGAGUUCACUGGUCUCAAUUUCACUAAGACAAAUUGUGCAUUUGUCGUCCCUUUCUAA
Dictyostelium purpureum is the source of this 153-nucleotide messenger RNA. RefSeq lists its product as uncharacterized. NCBI's taxonomy places the organism in Eukaryota, Evosea, Eumycetozoa, Dictyosteliales, Dictyosteliaceae. The transcript has 2 exons. The record is from RefSeq and is a predicted model, not a curated record. The annotation marks the transcript as partial.